Messenger RNA from Chaetomium fimeti, 483 nucleotides. RefSeq lists its product as uncharacterized. The transcript has a single exon. The record is from RefSeq and is a predicted model, not a curated record. Lineage: Eukaryota; Fungi; Ascomycota; Sordariomycetes; Sordariales; Chaetomiaceae. The coding region runs from base 195 to 476 and encodes 93 amino acids.
GGUGGGGUUGGGAGGGGAGAUGGUGGUGGUGGGGGGGAGGAUAGUGAGACGGAUGGGAGGGAGGCGAAGAAGGUUAGGACUAGUUUUGGGGCGAGGAAAUGAGGCUUCUCUUGAGAGGUGGGUGGGUGAGAUGGGUUUGUGAGGUGGAUGGGUUUGUGAGAUGGGUGGGUUUGUGAGAUGGGUUGGUUUGUGAGAUGGGUUGGAGGUGGAGGGGGUGCUGCUUUUGGGGUUUGGCGUUCUUGGGGGAAGGGUUUGCAGAUGGAGGUUGGGACAUACCCCUUUGUUUAAUUGCGCGUUGGCCGGAGAGGCUAGGGGGGAUAUGGCGUUUGGGAUGUUCUGGGAUUUACGUGGGAAAGAGAGGGAGAGGUCGAGGUAUAGAAGGCGGUGGAUGUCUGUAUGUAGUAGGCAUGUACUUAGACGGAAUUGAGGGUUGUCAACGGCAUGUAGUUGGGAGUAUGUUUAUCCAUGCAUUCUAGUCCACCC